Messenger RNA from Eptesicus fuscus (big brown bat), 876 nucleotides. It is a transcript of the gene APOF, whose product is annotated as apolipoprotein F. The coding region runs from base 7 to 876 and encodes 289 amino acids. The transcript has 2 exons. The record is from RefSeq and is a predicted model, not a curated record. Gene Ontology annotation, biological process: cholesterol metabolic process. Lineage: Eukaryota; Metazoa; Chordata; Mammalia; Chiroptera; Vespertilionidae.
CCAGACAUGCGUGGCCUCAGACUCAUCUUACCACUGGAGCUGCUGCUUUGUUGCUACCUCCUGCUGCACCCUGUGGAUGCCACUUCCUAUGGAAACCAGACAGAUAUCCUGAUGCACCUUCCCUCGUCCUUGGAAUCCUGGCCACCCUCCUCAGGCCCCUUGCCCUGCCAGACCCUGCUCCCAAAGUCCCUGCCUGGCUUUGCCCAUAUGGCCCCUCUCCCCAAGUUUCUGGUAGGCCUGUCACUGAUGAUGGCCCUGAAGGAAGCUGGCUGCCAUGCUGAUGUACAGGCCCUGCAGCUUCAGCUCUACCGCCAGGGGGGUAUGCAUGCUACACAGAUCCUCACCCGACAUCUUCAACGGCUGGAGAAAGGCAGAAACACAGAGAGGGGAGUGUCAGUGGACGCCCUGGCCUCUGCUCUGCAGCUGUUGGCCAGGGAACAGCUGGGCCCAGAAAGGGCCCGACGCUCCAUCAUCCAGGACUGCGACUUGGAACAGGAGCAGGAGGUGUACAAUAUAGUCCAGUGGUUUCCAACAUUGGGAACCUACUACAGCCUGGGCACAGCUUUGUUUUAUGCUACUCAGAACUGUUUGGACAAGGCCAAGGAACGAGGCCAAGAUGGGAUCAUAGAUCUGGGUUAUGACCUUUUAAUGACCACGGCUGGACUGGCAGGGGGGCCCAUGGGACUAGUGAUCAGCACUGCACUUAAACCUGCAGUGAAGGCUGGGGUUGAACGGUUGAUCCAGUAUUACCAUGAGGAAGAGGCAGCCCAGCCUAUCAAAGAGGUCUUGGGAGGUACCUCCACGGUGGCCCCUUUGGUGUCGGAUGUAGUAAAUUCAGCUCCUUACUGGGGCGUGGCCCUUAUUCCAAGACUAUGA